Molecule: messenger RNA, 1152 nt
Organism: Hydra vulgaris (swiftwater hydra)
Lineage: Eukaryota; Metazoa; Cnidaria; Hydrozoa; Anthoathecata; Hydridae
Source: RefSeq, a predicted model, not a curated record
GUUGUUUUAAAAUAAAUGGAAAACAAGAGACAAAGAAAAAAAAGAACACUUAUUACAAAGGAUAUUGUAAAAACAAUAAGAAAGUCAAUUCUUAAAGAAAUGAAGUUAAAAGAAAUUGCGGAAGAAGUUGAAAUAUCAGUUUCUGCAACACGUUCUAUUUCUGAUAAAAUCUGUAAAGGACUUAGUGAUGAUGAAAUCGCAUCAGUAAAAAAAGGAAGGCGCAGCUCUUAUGACGAGACACUUAAAUCUGAAAUUCGAAUGUUAAUUGAGCAUGACCCAUCUCAUACGUUAGCAUCAUUGAGAAACAUUCUCGUUGAAAGGAAUAUUAAUGCAUCUAUACCAACAAUAUCUAAAUAUUUGAAGUCGAUGGAGUUCACUAGAAAACGACUUACAUUAGUACCAAAAGAAAGGAACUCGCCGCAAAACAUUGAUUUAAGACAAAGUUUUUGCAGGACUAUUAAUUCGAUUCCUGACAAUAACUUAGUGUUUCUAGAUGAAACAGGCUUUAAUUUACAUACUUCUAAACAGUAUGGUUAUUCUAUAAAGAAUACAAAAUGUUUUGUUACAGUGCCAGCAAAUCGUGGAAAGAAUGUAAGUCUCAUGGCCGCUAUAACAGUUAAUGGUAUUUUAAGCUUUAAGAUAGUGGAUGGUGCCUAUAAUGGCAAUCUUUUUUGCGAUUUUAUAACCAACAAUUUAAGACCGUAUUUCCAAACGUAUCCCCAUUCUGUACUAGUAUUGAAUAAUUGUGCAUUUCACCGUAGAAGAGAUGUAAUCAAUUUGCUCAGCCAAUCCAGUGUUUCAGUUUACUUUUUGCCACCUUAUUCACCACAAUUGAACCCGAUUGAGGAAUACUUUAGUUGUCUUAAAGCUAAUUAUACUUCUAUAAGGCCGUUUCCAAAAACUAGCAAUGAAGUUAAGGCUACUUUAAAUUCGCUUAUACCGACAAUUGGCGUUGAUUUUUGUGGUUGGUUUGAUAAUAUGAGAAGAUGGGUUUUGAAAGGCAUAGCAAGACAAGAAUUUUACUAAAGUGGAUACUUUGCUUUUUAUAUUAUAUCUUUAAGUAUAAUGAGUUAUAAUUAUAUAAAAGAUACUCUUUAUUCUUUAGAAAUUUAUGAAUAACUUUAUGUAUCAUAAUUGCACUAUUGAUUCAAC